UUGCCUUCUGCUGUUCUGAUUGGCUAUCACUGCAUAGGAAAGAAGAUCAGCGGAUUGUGUGAGUAACGCUUAUUUCAUCAUCAUUCCUCAUGGAAAACAUCUCGGCUUCGAACCUGAACUCCACCGCCUCCGGGUGGCGCCGUCCGCUGUGGUACCAGUACGAUUCCUGUGCCGUGGCUCCUCACUGGUUUAUCCUCUACUUUAGUGUCAAAGUAUUAAACCUGGUUGCUGGAUUCCCAAUGAACGCCCUCGUGAUGUGGCAGAUUCUGAAGAAGAAGAGCGAGGGAUCGACGUCUGACAUCUUUAUUUUCAACCUCUCGGUCCUGGACGCAUAUUUCGGCCUCAUGACGCCGGUGGACAUGGUCAACCGGCUGUACCUCAACAAUCCCAAGAUCUGGUAUUCCCAACGCUUCGCCUACGGGCUGAAAGACGUGACUCCGUUAUUUCUCACCUGUAUUUGUCUGGACAGGUAUGUCGCCGUGGUCCAUCCCAUUUUAUUCACCGGGAUCCGUGACAAUCGCAUCCGAAUCGGCGUCUCCAUGGUGGUUUGGGGACUCAUCCUGGCCUACUCGUUGACCAAAUGCUUUUUAGGCGUCUUGAGUGUGAACGAAGUCUUCAGCGGAGUCAUCCUCGCUGCCUUCUUCCUCAUGGUGUUCUGCAACCUGUCCAUCAUCUGGGUCCUCAGGAAAAGCGUGGCAGGGAAAGAAGUCAUGAACCCGUUGAAGAAGAGAGCCUUCAAAAUGGUGUCUAUCGUCCUCGCCAUCAUCGUGGUGAACUAUCUCCCUCCGGUUGCUCUGCUGCCGUUUGCCUCCACCUACUCGUUCAAGACGCUCCACUGCAAGGUUCUUCUCGCCGUGUUCUCCAUCAUGGACUUGAGCUGCACCAUGGAGCCUUUGCUCUACAUCUCGAAGAUGGAGUGGUCCGAGUUCUGUCCCUGCCUCGAGAGUCCCUCCAAGAAACCCUUCAACAUUAGCGUCUGAAACGAACCACGGUCUGUGUGUGAUUCUAGACCGUGUAUUUGUUUAAUUCUCAACAGGUCUGUCGUGAUUGGUCACUUAAAGUAGGGAAAAACACAACAUUAAAUGCAUAUAAUGAAGCAAAACUAAG
Messenger RNA from Rhinichthys klamathensis goyatoka, 1107 nucleotides. Its product is annotated as P2Y purinoceptor 1-like. The coding region runs from base 90 to 980 and encodes 296 amino acids. Gene Ontology annotation, biological process: phospholipase C-activating G protein-coupled receptor signaling pathway; positive regulation of Rho protein signal transduction. The record is from RefSeq and is a predicted model, not a curated record. Gene Ontology annotation, molecular function: G protein-coupled receptor activity. The transcript is spliced from 2 exons. Gene Ontology annotation, cellular component: membrane. Lineage: Eukaryota; Metazoa; Chordata; Actinopteri; Cypriniformes; Leuciscidae.